Molecule: messenger RNA, 1194 nt
Organism: Strongyloides ratti
Lineage: Eukaryota; Metazoa; Nematoda; Chromadorea; Rhabditida; Strongyloididae
Product: Palmitoyltransferase ZDHHC6
Exons: 4
Coding region: 1-1194 (397 amino acids)
Biological process (GO): protein palmitoylation
Cellular component (GO): Golgi apparatus
Molecular function (GO): palmitoyltransferase activity
Source: RefSeq, a predicted model, not a curated record
AUGAAUAUAAUAAAAAGAACAAGAAAUAAAUUAUUUAAGAAUGAAAAAAAUAAGUCAGAAAGUGGUGUUACACAAAUUUGUCCUGCUCCAAAUUGGGAAGAUAAUAUUAAAAAAAAGGAUAAAAUACCUAAUGUUGGAAUAUUAAAAAGACUAUUUCAUCCAGGGCCAAUUUUUACAUUAAUUCUUAUUACAGUUAUUGCAAUAUUAUCUUUUUAUCUUCAUUUUGUUUAUUUUAAUUAUACAAUCAGUUCAAUUAUCUUUUCUGUAUGUUAUGCAUAUAUUGCUGGUCAACUUUUAAUGAACUAUAUUUGUGCUUGUUAUUAUGGACCUGGGUAUUUACCAAAAAAUUGGGAACCAAUACCAAAUGAAUAUAAAGUUAAACUUCAAAAAUGUAAUCGUUGUCAAGGUUACAAAGCACCUCGAUCUCAUCAUUGUAGGAAAUGUAAUAAUUGUUGUAUGAAAAUGGAUCAUCAUUGUCCAUAUAUAAAUAAUUGUCUUGGAUUUGAUGUACAUAUAGUAUACUUAUUAGUAGUGUUUACAUAUGGACAACAUUUUGAGCAUCUUUCUUUUAAAAAUAUAAUUUGUGCAGUUGUUAAUUUUGCUUUUGCUUUUGCUGUUAAUGUUGCUUUAUCGUUGUUAUUAUUUAUUCAAAUGAAAGCUGUUGUAAAAAAUAAAACGCAAAUUGAAAGUUUUAUUUAUGAUAAAAUGAUGCUUUCGCAAACAUUAGAUGAUGGCACAAAAUCAUCAUAUCCAUAUGAUUUAGGAUGGUGGGAAAAUUUAAGACAAGUAUUUUUAUAUGGACCAAAGCCUAAAGGAAAUGGGAUUUGGUAUGAUACUAUUGUAGGGACUGAUAAUUUCACACUUAGUGGUAUUCAAAAAAUGCUUAAAGCCGAGAAAAUGUCUUAUUCCAGAAAGUAUGAGGUUAUCAAUAGUGAAAAUGAAAUAUCUAAUAUUUUUAAACUUUUUUUAAAAUAUGGUUUUUCUAUAACAUGGAAUAAACCAUGUUGUAAUGGAGAAGAUUUUAUUUCUGUUAAAGCAGGUGAAAUAUACUUAGUUAAUAAAGGAACCAAACAUUGGAUUUACGGAGAAAGAAUUUAUCCUGCCUCUAAUUCUUUAGUAGAAAUUAAAGGAUGGUUUCCAAGGAGAUUAGCUAGACUUUAUCCAGAUGAGCUUUCAUCAGAUGAUGAGAAAUAA